This is a messenger RNA of Daldinia childiae, 1383 nucleotides long. RefSeq names its product Trihydroxynaphthalene reductase. NCBI's taxonomy places the organism in Eukaryota, Fungi, Ascomycota, Sordariomycetes, Xylariales, Hypoxylaceae. Bases 1 to 1383 code for a protein of 460 amino acids. The record is from RefSeq and is a predicted model, not a curated record. The transcript is spliced from 4 exons. Gene Ontology annotation, molecular function: oxidoreductase activity.
AUGAAUGGAAAAUGCGAAUUCAGCCCCGACGAGGGCUGGAAUGCUGGGAUACCAUUCCGUCAUUUACCAUGGGCUACUAAGCGCCAGGCGGACGGAGCAUCAGUGAAAGCAGUUACGAUGCAGGGCUCGCCGUACUUACGCCGCGAGGCAAGUUGGCGUCGUUUAAGCGUAACGCUCGGCACGGGGCCAAGCGUUAAGUCGGUAGAUGUGGUGAAAGUGCUCACCGUGUAUGGCGGCACGAGUAUGGAGUACAAGCAGCUCGACAUCCCACCCCCUUUCUCUAAGGUAUCCGGGGACGCUGACAAGAGCGUGGAGGAGGGCGAGGAGGGUAUCCUAACAAUGGGCCUGCUCUACGACCUGCUAGCCUCGGGCAUAGGCCACAUGGGCCAAAUAACGACGAGUUGGCAGUUCCUACCCGGCAGCCGGCUGUGCAGCUACAACGACUGGCAGAAGCUGCGACUCCAGAGCCGAUACCCGGAUGUCAGGCGGAUCAAGGAGCUAUUUGUUCAAGAUAAUGAGAGCGCGGUGUUCGCUACCAACCAAACCAACCAAACCAACCAAACGAGCAAGUACGAUGCUAUCCCGGGUCCCCUUGGUCUUGCAUCUGCUUCUCUCGAGGGCAAGGUAGCUCUUGUUACCGGUGCUGGGCGCGGUAUUGGUCGGGAGAUGGCUCUUGAACUUGGACGCCGCGGCGCCAAGGUCAUCGUUAACUACGCCAACAGCACGCAGUCAGCUGAGGAGGUCGUACAAGCUAUCAAGAAGGGUGGCUCCGACGCCAUAGCGAUUAAGGCCAACGUGUCCGACGUGGACCAAAUCGUGCAACUUUUCGACCAAGCCGUCAAGGUCUGGGGUAAGCUCAACAUCGUAUGCUCUAAUAGCGGUGUCGUAUCUUUCGGUCACGUCAAGGAUGUCACUCCGGAAGAGUUCGAUCGUGUAUUCACUGUCAACACUCGAGGACAAUUCUUCGUCGCGCGUGAGGCCCACAAGCACCUCGAGGUCGGCGGUCGCCUCAUCCUGAUGGGCAGCAUCACGGGUCAGGCUAAGGGUGUCCCGAAGCACGCGGUUUACUCAGGCAGCAAGGGCGCUAUCGAGACCUUCGUCCGCUGCAUGGCCGUCGACUUUGGCGACAAGAAGAUCACGGUCAACGCCAUCGCGCCCGGUGGCAUCAAGACCGAUAUGUACCAAGCUGUAUGCCGAGAGUACAUCCCCGGUGGCGACAAACUGAGUGACUCGGAUGUUGACGAGUACGCCGCCACGUGGUCGCCUCUCGGCCGUGUUGGCCUUCCCAUCGAUAUCGCCCGUGUUGUCUGCUUCUUAGCAUCCCAAGACGGCGAGUGGGUAAACGGCAAGGUCAUCGGUAUUGACGGCCAUGCCAUGAUGUAA